Schistocerca gregaria is the source of this 3388-nucleotide messenger RNA. RefSeq lists its product as uncharacterized. The transcript is spliced from 4 exons. The record is from RefSeq and is a predicted model, not a curated record. Gene Ontology annotation, molecular function: GTPase activator activity. Lineage: Eukaryota; Metazoa; Arthropoda; Insecta; Orthoptera; Acrididae. Gene Ontology annotation, biological process: activation of GTPase activity; regulation of small GTPase mediated signal transduction. The coding region runs from base 65 to 3388 and encodes 1107 amino acids.
UUUUACAGAGUUGGCGGAGGAGCUUGUUUAGAUAGGGCGCAUUUGUGAAUUAUUGGGAGCAGAGAUGUUCAAUUCGUGGAUUAAGAAUUUGGAGCUGAUCCCAGCGUCAGAGGGUCUUGAAAGCACGAACGUGCUGCGCAAGUUCCCCCACCAGGUUAAGAAGAUUUUGGUGGCGGAGGUGGUGUCACAGUUGUUCGAUCAGGAGAUUGUGGAUAGCCUGACGACGCCGGCGCAUGUGAGGUGGGUGUUAGAGGUGGUGGGGCACGGUUUCGCGUUGCCAAUGGAGAAUUUGACAGUUAUCGAGCAGUGUGUGGCGAUUUACAGGAAUUGGUUGGUGAAGGGUGGGCGAGCGCCGAAGGGGUUCGAGGGGUUUGAGCAGAGUUUUUGGAGGGAGAUGUUUGGUCACCUGAGUUAUUUGUUCGAGCCGCGGGCGAGCGACGGGGAGGCGAUCAAAAGCCAGAUACGGAUAUGCAAGUAUGCGUUGGAGGAGGUGAUGUACGCGAACGUGAAGGGGAACAAGAAGGAGUUGAGCAGGGAGACGUGGAGUCAUUACAUACUGCUGGCGUUGGGGACGGUGGAUGGGAUAUUUAAGAAUUUUCAGGUGGAGAUGGGGCACGUUGGGUCGGGAGCGUUGUUCAAGGCGUUGGCGCCGCUGUCAUUUAGGCUGUUGAUGGAGUAUUUCUUGUAUUCGGAGACGAUGGAUGAGGAGUUGUGGGAGAAGUUCGUGCGGUUGGCGAGAGAUUGGAUAGACACGUCGAUUUUCGAGCACUGGAAUGCGGUUUUGUACGGUUUGACGAGAAGGGCGCUGACGUUGAUGUAUGGGGAGUGGUCGGAGUCGGCGGAGUGUUUGGAGGUGGAGUGGACGAAUGGGGAUGGCACGGUGACGAAGAGACAGGUGGAGGCGUCGGGGGAGUUCGUGUUUUUCGCGCUGAACUGGGUGAUGAACGCGAUACCGGAGCCGGUGGAGUUGAGGAACGCGGCGGUGCACAUGACGUUUUUCCGGGGCGUGUUCAAGGUGGUGGACCUGUAUUUGGAGUUGGGGGACGUGGGGAGUGGGGAGAAGCGGUACCCGAGCAGGAGCGACGUGUUGGAGUUGUUUGGGGGGUGGAUUUUCAAGACGUUGUUGGCGGACGAGGCGGAGUUGGACGAGGGGAACGCGUUGGCGGCGGCGAGUAUGUGUAGGAUUUAUUGCGCGACGAGUUUGUGUGGGGAGAGGUUUAGGGAGUCGUUCAAGAGGAUGGAUUUGGCGAGGUUUUACACGGUGUUGAUGUCGAUUUUGACGAAGUCGGGGGUGACGAGGGUGCUGUGCACGACGUUGGUGUCGGUGAGUCAGUUGUUUUUGAAGGAGUUUGACGGGGCGUACGUGUUGGUGCCGUUUUUUUUGUACGCGUUCGUGUGUAUAUGGAAGUCGAUGUUGGCGGACCCGAACGUGAGGAGCGCGUGCAUUAACUUGUUGGCGACGGUGUUGUGCGUGAGUGAGCAUUUUUCGGCGUUGCCGAGGGGGGAGGUGGAGUUGUUUGAGAAGAGGGAGGGGGUGGAGAGGGUGAAGCCGUUCGCGACGUUGCCGUUUGCGGUGGAGUUGGAGUUUGAGUCGCCGAGGACGGUGUCGGUGUUUUCGGACGUGAGGCCGCAUUUGGCGUCGGUGUUGGCGUUGGCGUUGGUGAGGGAGGACAACGUGAAGAACGUGGUGAAGUUGUUGUCGUUGGUGAUGCCGUUGGUGUUUGACGGGGACCCUGAGGACGAGAGGAGUGGGGAGUUGGCGAGGUACAUGGUGUCGGUGGUGUUGAGGAAGGUGAGGGAGUUGGGGGGGGGGCAGAGGAGUUACGGGGCGGUGGUGAUGGCGAACGCGGUGUUGGAGUCGUUGACGGGUUGGAGGGGGAGGUGUGCGACGAGGUGCAUGGUGGAGUUGGCGGAGAGGGUGGUGGAGGGUUUGGUGGAGCAGUUGGAGGGUGGGGAGGACGAGAAGGCGUUGGGGCCGGCGUUGAUGGCGCUGAGUGAGUGGUUGUCGGUGGGGGGGGAAGUGACGGGUGGGUUGAGUGUGGAGUUGAGGGAGAGGUUGGUGGAGGUGGUGUUGAAGAUAGGGAAGUCGGGGGACGUGAGGAGGUGGAGAGAGUCGAUGUACGCGUUGGAGAAGUUGUACAGUCAGAUAGAGACGGAGUGGGGAGGUGGGGAGUUGUUGGGCGAGGCGAGUUGGGAGAGGCAUUUUUUGACGAAUGGGUUUGCGAUUAUGAGCGUGGUGGAGGCGGGGGGGGGUUGUUACUUGACGCUUCGGAACGAGUUUGGACGGAAGACGUGGAGGGUGGAGAGGAGGUUGUACGACGAGUUGGAGAGGGGGCAGGCGGUGGAGGUGUUGGGAGAGGGGGGGAAGGCGGAGGAGGUUAUGGGGGGGCGAGCGGAGGAGGUUGGAGAGGAGUUGAGAAGUUACUUGGCGCAGAGGAGGGAGGCGCGAAGCGGGGCGAUUGGGUGGAUUGAGGACUAUAUGGGGGAGGAGAGGAAGUACGAGGUGAAGGAGAGCGAGUGCAUGGGGGAGGAGAGGAGGUGGAGGGCGACGAGUGGCCAGGGUCGGUUGUUCCUGUCGAAUUUGGGGUGUUUGUCGCCGGGAGAGUACGAGAAGCUGACGUUGUUGGAGGAGAGUGAAAAGUUGAAGGAGGAGUUGGAGGAGUUGGACAAGAUACCGGAGCGGGCGAGGCUGCAGAUUGGAGUGGGGGAGGGGGCGAGGGAUUUGGACGCGGUGCGCGGGCCGGUGACGAUUGUGUGGAGCGAGGGGACGCGGUACCGGCCGCUGGGAGAGGAGCGGGGCAAGUUCGUGCACAUCGUGAUUAGUCCGAUGGAGUGCGGGUUGUUUUGUGUACAGAUUUAUGCGUGGAAGAACAAAGUGAUUUUGGGGAUGCCCCUGGUGAACAACACGGUGCUGUCCCGCCGCGCGCUGGGGGUUACCGUUAGACACGCGUCGAUAGCCGCCGCGAGGUACUUGCAGCCGGAAAAGACGUCGUUGGCGCAGGCGGAGAAGAGGCACGCGAAGAUUCGCCAAAUUUCCUCGGCUCACGCGAGGCCGAUGUCUUACUGCGACUUCGUGUCGCGCAUUAUGCUGGACCGGUGGGCCCCGUUUCCCCAGGAGGAGCAGGAGGGCGACAACACCUCGCCGCCGUCCGACAAGUCCUUCGUUCAGUCUAUGAAGGAGCCGCUCAACCUGUCAUUCCCCGACCUGAGCAACCCCCGUCCGCUCUCGUCUCCCCCGAGGCACCCCGAGCAGUCCUAUCCCCUGCUGUCCUUGGACGCGUCCUCGCUGCAUCCCGAUUCCAUCAAGCGCCAGGGCUCGAAGACCUAUCUCCGGGCCUCCUCGCCCGGCGGGUUCGCCUUGUUCAAAAAGGACAGGAAGAAGAAAUAA